This is a messenger RNA of Grammomys surdaster, 2631 nucleotides long. RefSeq names its product G protein-coupled receptor 146 (gene Gpr146). Gene Ontology annotation, biological process: G protein-coupled receptor signaling pathway. Lineage: Eukaryota; Metazoa; Chordata; Mammalia; Rodentia; Muridae. The transcript has 2 exons. Bases 217 to 1368 code for a protein of 383 amino acids. Gene Ontology annotation, cellular component: membrane. The record is from RefSeq and is a predicted model, not a curated record. Gene Ontology annotation, molecular function: G protein-coupled receptor activity.
GCAAAGGCCUCUCUGGUGGGUCACCUGGGAUUCUGGUUUCCUUCCUAAACAGUCCAGGAGUCUCACCAUGGCUAUGAAUGGCUCCAGCAGCCUGGCCUGGAGCCUCCUCUUGGCAGACACACAUGUGCUGCAGAGGCAGGUACACACGUGCACAGGAGAAAGGUGACUAACUCUGUCUCUUCUCUCAACAGAGCUGCGAAGCUGGGCUGAGCUGCCAUGUGGAGCUGUGGUCCAGUCAACAGCACAGCGUGGGGUGAGGAGCCGCUGUGCCGGAACCUGCGCCUGGGGCUGUGGGUCCUCUCGCUGCUCUACCUGGGGGCAGGUGUCCCUGUGGGCUUAGGCUACAAUGCUCUUCUGGUGCUGGCCAACCUGGCCAGCAAGAACACCAUGACCAUGCCUGAUGUGUACUUUGUGAACAUGGCCGUGGCAGGGCUGGUGCUCACGGCACUGGCGCCUGCGUACCUGCUGGGCCCUGCCCACUCCAGGUGGGCCCUGUGGAGCCUCAGCAGUGAGGCCCACGUGACACUGCUCAUCCUGUUCAACGUGGCUUCCCUGGUGACCAUGUACUCCACUGCACUGCUGAGCCUUGACUACUACAUUGAGCGAGCCCUGCCACGCACCUACAUGGCCAGUGUGUACAACACCCGGCACGUGUGCGGCUUCGUCUGGGGCGGCGCCGUGCUUACCAGCUUUUCCUCCUUGCUGUUCUACAUCUGCAGUCACGUGUCUUCUAGGCUCGCUGAGUGUGCGCGGAUGCAGAACACGGAGGCAGCGGAUGCCAUCCUCGUGCUCAUUGGCUAUGUGGUGCCAGGCCUGGCUGUGCUGUAUGCCCUGGCACUCAUCUUGAGGAUAGGGAAGGAAGAAACGCCCCUGGACCAGGACACCAGCAGGCUGGACCCCUCGGUGCAUAGGCUGCUGGUAGCCACCGUGUGCACACAGUUUGGCCUCUGGACACCUUACUACCUGAGCCUGGGGCACACGGUGCUGACGUCACGGGGGAGGACCAUGGAGGGGCAUUAUCUGGGCAUCCUACAGGUUGCUAAGGACCUGGCCAAAUUCUUGGCCUUCUCAAGCAGUUCCGUGACACCGCUGCUCUACCGUUACAUCAACAAAGCCUUCCCCAGCAAGCUCCGGCGGCUGGUGAGGAAGGUGCACUGUGGGCGCCGCCACUGCUCCCCCGACCCCGCGGGGAUACAGCAGGUGCAGAGCUCGGAGGCUCACGGCUGCCAGGCUUCCCGUCCUGCUGGCCACAUGGAAUACCUUAAUGUUGCUGAGGAAACAGGAACCCUCACCAUGAAGGUUCUAGCUCGGCCUGGCCUGCAGGCCGACUGUAGUUCUCCUAUGGGUGAGAGCAAGUCCAGGAACUAAGGUCACGGCAAGCAACAGGCAGCCUAAGCUCUGUGCGCCACAGAGGAAACAGGCUUCAGGGGGCAGGGCUGUUUAUGAUGUCAGGGUCCCAGUUUAACAGUCUCUGCCCUAAGGACUAUUUUACACCCUUUGCUCCAGGCAGAGGUCCAGGGGAGGGACAGACCCCAGGUGUGUAUGGGGGGGGGGUUUCUAUGCCCUGGAAUCAUCCACCCCAGUCACCCCAAGCAAGGUGGGGAGAGGCCCAAAUCGUGUUCCUUUGUUGCAGUUUCUCAGUGGCCUUAGGUACAAACUGGCCAGGUUCGAGGGGACCCUUGAGGGACUGGAAGCCAGGACCAGGACCAUGUAACUGGCAUCAACUGUAUAGCCACUUGUCCUGCAGGGAUAAUUCAGUAGAGUCCCAGAUGCCUACUGGGUCUCUCUGGUGGAGCCACACACGGCCAGGGUAGUGGCCAUCUGCAGAGCUGACCCUUUCGCUGUAGAGACCUCUGGAACGAUGCACCCUCCCACCUGGGGCCCCAUUCCCACCACCUGCCUCCCUCUUGCCCCAGCUUUCCAUCACAACCACCCCAGCUCACCAGUCACUGGUGCUGGGACAGCUGCUGUCUCUGAUCCUGUGCUAAGGUCAUCAUGUGUCUCCAGUGUCUGCUUCCCAGUCCUGCCCUGCACCUUGCAAUCUCCCAAAGUAGGAAAGAACCUAAACAACACAGGAAGAGGUUACUGCAAUGGGGUGUGUGUGUGUAUGUGUAUACGCGUGCCACUCGGUGACACUUUCUUGCAUGAGUUUAAGACUCCAGGCAAGACACACACUUCCUAAGGCGUGUUAAUUUGGCUGUUGACACUUUGUGAUGGUUUUAAUUUACAAUGAAUGCUCGUAUUUUCAUUAACUCAUAAGAAAGCUUGCUGUGUGUCAUUAUUCAGGAUUCCAGAAAGUGACCUUCUUCUUGGGUUUCCUUCACAAUGCCACAUGACAUGACAUAGGAAACCAGGCCCACUGCUCACUGGGGCAGUUAUACCCAGGAACCAACAGACACCUGUUCUGUCAGAGAAAGCAUUCAGUGAAGGUCAGACCAGAGCGAACUUAUGACGCUAGACUGUGUCGGUUCUUGGCUCUAAGCCUGUGGGAAGAUGUGGGUAUUCUCACUCCUUUCCUGUGGGAUCCGCCCCAGUGGCUGGAUCCAUUUGCUGAAAUUCUGUGAAUGUGAAAAAGAAACUACUGAUGAGAUUCACACUUCUGAAGACUAUUAAAUUAUUUAACACUCAUCA